CGUAGGCUACGUCAUGACGUCAACAUCGUUGCGGAAGUUAACACGUGGGUCAGUAAGUUUGGAGGCCAGGAAUAACACCAAGAACAAGCGGUGACCUUGGUAAUAUUCUUAGCCAUGGCUGUGAGAGCGGCGUUUGAGAAAAACAACGAGAUCGGCUGUUUCGCCAAACUGUCCAACACUUACUGCCUGGUGGCCGUCGGCGGAUCCGAGAACUUCUACAGUGUGUUUGAGGGUGAACUGUCAGAAACCAUCCCCGUGGUUCACGCUUCUAUAGCGAGCUGUCGCAUCAUCGGAAGAAUGUGUGUGGGUAACCGUCACGGCCUCCUGCUGCCAAGCAGCACGACAGACCAGGAGCUGCAGCAUAUCAGAAACUGCCUGCCAGAUGCCGUGAGGAUCCAGAGAGUUGAGGAGAGGCUCUCUGCUCUUGGAAACGUCAUCGCCUGCAACGACUAUGUCGCACUGGUCCACCCUGACCUGGACAGGGAAACAGAAGAAAUCCUCGCAGACACUCUGAAGGUGGAGGUUUUCCGUCAGACGGUAGCAGGUCAGGUUCUGGUCGGCUCCUACUGUGCUUUCAGCAACCAGGGAGGUCUGGUCCACCCCAAAACCUCAAUAGAAGACCAGGACGAACUGUCGGCUCUGCUGCAAGUUCCUCUUGUGGCUGGGACUGUGAACCGGGGCAGCGAGGUCAUCGCGGCGGGGAUGGUGGUGAAUGACUGGUGUGCGUUCUGCGGCCUGGACACCACCAGCACGGAGCUGUCCGUCAUUGAGAGCGUCUUCAGGCUGAGCGACAUGGCGCAGCCUUCCGCCAUUGCCACCAGCAUGAGGGACUCGCUGAUUGACAGUUUGGCGUAAGUCUUCUCUGUGCUGAGGGGUUCUGCAGCGGUUCUCCUUGUCUCACCCAUAACCUCCCCACGCCUCCUUCCACACUUCCACUGAGGAGUCACAGGUGCCACCCUCAACCCACAGACCGCCGUCUGUGGCAGUGAGUGGGUCUGAGCGGGUCGGCUGGAGAUGAUCCAGAACUGACAUACACAGAGGUUUGCUGCAGACCUUCAUGAACUGAUGCACAAAAUUAAGAAGGCAUUUUUUAGUCAUUAGGGAAUAAUAAUAAAAAAGAGCAGUACUGUGAAAGUUUGGCUGCAAAAUUAGUGUCAAAAUUCAGGAUGAAAUGCUCAACUUUGAAGAGCACUGGCCUCAGGCUAGUUCCAGAGAUCUGGAGUUCUCACUUCUCCAAAACACCAUCAGCUGAUUGCCCCUCCCCCUUUGUGUUCAUCAGUGGAAUCACCUGCAGCGUCACUGGAACCAGUUUUAAGUCUGCAGUUUUACACGUUGGCCUUCAACAGACUAGUUACAGUAAAGGCUCAAAAUAAAUGAUCUGUACAACAAAAAAAAAAACCUAAAGUUUACAGACAUGAUGUCAGCUUCUCUCAGCACCAACGGUUUGUCAAAAUUCACAUCUUUUUUUUUUUCCACUGUGAAGGAAAACUUUUGCUCCGAUCAUAACUUGUAGAAAAUAAGGUGCACAGAAAAAAGUGAUAUCCCGUUUGUGCUGAGAUUUACUUCCAGAAAGGUUUUGUGUGUGUGUGUGUGUUUUGUCAGAGAAUGAUUCUGCUCUUCUUCUAGCCUUGAAACGGGGUUCUGGUGUGAAAACGUCUGUUAAAUGUCAGACUCUGUAACGAGGGGUUAAUGAGUGGGCGUGACACUGCCUCAGACCAUGUCAGAAUGUUUCUGAAUAAACUGCGAUUAUGUGAAUGUGCUGACGUGGUGUGCAAAAAAAAAAAAAAAAAAAAGGUUUAACUUGUCACUGA
Molecule: messenger RNA, 1811 nt
Organism: Thalassophryne amazonica
Lineage: Eukaryota; Metazoa; Chordata; Actinopteri; Batrachoidiformes; Batrachoididae
Gene: eif6
Product: eukaryotic translation initiation factor 6
Exons: 7
Coding region: 115-855 (246 amino acids)
Biological process (GO): cytosolic ribosome assembly; maturation of 5.8S rRNA; assembly of large subunit precursor of preribosome
Cellular component (GO): preribosome, large subunit precursor; nucleolus; cytosol
Molecular function (GO): ribosomal large subunit binding
Source: RefSeq, a predicted model, not a curated record